GUCCUAACUCCAUUUCCAAUUUUAGCCGUGCAGCGUCUCAUGAUGAGAGCGGCCAUCUCAGUGGCGGUGCUGCUCCUCUGCGCCGCCGCCGCCGCCCACCGUGCCUCCGCCUUCGUUGACGGAUUAGUGCCGAACGGCGACUUCGAGCUCGGGCCAAAGGCCUCGGACAUGAGAGGCACGGUGGUGCUCGGCCGCUACGCCGUCCCGAAGUGGGAGAUCUCGGGGUUCGUGGAGUACAUAAAGUCUGGCCAGAAGCAAGGGGACAUGCUCCUGGUAGUGCCCGAGGGUGCGUUCGCGGUCCGGCUCGGGAACGAGGCCUCGAUCAAGCAGGGGAUGAGGGUGGCGAGGGGGAUGUACUACUCCAUCACGUUCAGCGCGGCGCGGACGUGCGCUCAGGAGGAGAAGCUCAACAUAUCCGUGGCCCCAGACUGGGGCGUCCUGCCGAUGCAGACGCUGUACAGCAGCAGCGGCUGGGACUCGUACGCCUGGGCGUUUCAGGCCGAGCGCGACGUCGCCGAGAUCGUGAUCCACAAUCCGGGGGUCGAGGAGGACCCGGCUUGCGGGCCGCUGAUCGACUCGGUCGCAAUCAGGGCUCUCUAUCCUCCGAGAGCAAGCAGUAGGAACCUGUUGAAGAAUGGGAAUUUCGAGGAAGGUCCCUACGUUUUCCGGAACGCGUCGUGGGGCGUCCUGAUCCCUCCGAACAUCGAGGACGACCACUCCCCCUUGCCGGGUUGGAUGGUCGAGUCGCUGAAGGCGGUCAAGUACAUCGACUCGGACCAUUUCUCGGUCCCCGAAGGCAAGAGAGCCGUGGAGCUCGUGGCCGGGAAAGAGAGCGCCAUCGCCCAGGUGGCCCGGACCAUCCCCGGGAAGACAUACGUCCUCUCGUUCGCCGUCGGAGACGCGAGCAAUUCCUGCGAGGGGUCCAUGAUCGUCGAGGCGUUCGCGGGCAAGGACACCAUCAAAGUCCCGUACGAAUCGAAGGGCAAGGGAGGGUUCAAGCGCGCCGUCCUCCGGUUCAAGGCCGUGUCCGUUAGGACUCGGAUCAUGUUCUACAGCACGUUCUACACCAUGAGGAGCGACGACUUCUCUUCCCUCUGCGGUCCCGUUCUGGAUGACGUGAAGCUGUUGUGCGUCCGGAACCCGUGAUCCGACUAGGUCGGCUCAAAAAUAUCCUUAGGAGCUCAGCCAGUUCCGUCGCAUACGACGAGAUGAAAUAUAUGGGUUUGUCCCAGCCGGAAGAGGAUCAUUGAUUCAUACGGUUGUUACUUGUUAUAGAGUGAAGAGCAGAGAGGUUUAAUUCCUUGUAUUGUGGCUUUCUUUUGAGCAAAUCAUCCAAGAAAUAAGAGCUGCACAAGAUAAGCUAUGUUAGAAACCUA
Molecule: messenger RNA, 1376 nt
Organism: Syzygium oleosum
Lineage: Eukaryota; Viridiplantae; Streptophyta; Magnoliopsida; Myrtales; Myrtaceae
Product: protein DUF642 L-GALACTONO-1,4-LACTONE-RESPONSIVE GENE 2-like
Exons: 3
Coding region: 40-1146 (368 amino acids)
Cellular component (GO): plant-type cell wall
Source: RefSeq, a predicted model, not a curated record